AUGAGAAAAGAUUCAAAACGCAAAAAAAGCAAAUCUUCGAAAAUAGCGAAAGACACCGAAAUAUCAGCACAUAGGCAACUAUGGGCUCAGUGCGAUUUGUGUUCCAAAUGGCGGAGGCUGAAACAGGACUAUUCUUUAGACUCUAACGCAACUUUCGUGUGCUCAGAUCUUGAGGGAUGGUCGUGCAAAGAUCCAGAGGAGAAUGCCGAUGGCCUCCUGGAUGCGGAGGAACAUGACGCUAACGACAGUUCGGGUGUGAAGAGGAACGCGAAGAGAGGAUAUGCAGUGUGUCCUUCAUGCAAGUCGAUCGUUGAGAGAGGGAAGGGUGGGAGAGAAAAGCUUACUAGGGUGCUGGAAAAACAUUUCCAUGCAUCUCCCCUUUGCCGGCCAAUUGACAAAACAACGCCUCGCAUUGUUGCAGCUAUUGUGCUAGAUCUAUCAGACCGGUUGCCUUACAGAGCAGUGCUGCGCAAGGAUUUGAAGUUGUGGGACAAAUUCACAGAAAAGUGCAGAAGCUGCGCUUCCUUCUCAGAAGCUACUCGACAGCUGCUCUGGCUUUACCGACAACUACGAUCCGAGGUUUUUGAUCCCAGCUGGAAUGCAGAAAGAAGACAGAAAUUUGUCUCUGACUGCGAAACUUGCGAUGAUGCGUCCUUUUCCAUCAAAUUGACACAACAGCUUGAGUUGGAGGCGAUAGAUUGGAAUGCAGUUCACAAGCUUUGGGCUGUUGAACGACCAGGACAUGAAGCAGAAUCAGUAGAGUCAGCGGCGAAGGAGGUUCCGUCAGACGAUGAAACUCUACAAGGUCAGAAGAAACGUAAGAACAGUAGACGAAAGCGGUUUGUUCCCCGCAAGCGGAUCCGGGUUAGAUCGUCCCAGAAGGGCUCAUCGAAUGCUUCGGUCGAUACUCCUGAUGGAUCCUCUGGCAAUCAGGAUGACGAGGAAUACCAGACUGAGAACAGUGACAACGAGCAGUUUGAAAUCUUUACAUCUGAAGGAGUGGGUAAGGGAGAGGAAGACGAUGAGCAGGAUGAUGAAGAUUGUGUGGAUGUCAAGGAAUCACCCAAUCACGAUGACAGUUUUCACAAACAAGAUGAACCAGCAGAAAGCGUGGCUGGUACAUUUACCGACUCUGAUGAUACGCACAUUACUGUUGGCACAUUAGUUGAAGUGUUGCUAGACGACGAUACAAAAGCACUUGCAAUAGUCUCCGGAGUGCCGGAACAGUAUGAUGAUGUGCCAGGACUUUACGAGAUCGUCUUCUUUGAUGAUCAGUAUCAAUUGGCAUUGAAUGACAGGUUGAGGCUUGCACUCCCCAACGACUAUGUGGAAGUGUUGCUUGUAUGUGAAGACCACAAAAAUCUUCCACGCGGAUGGAUUCCAAUUCCGUUGGCUGAUGGUACUUGUUUCGUUGGACCCCAAGGAGAAGUUUGUGUCUCUGUGGAGGAAGUUCUCAAGCACUCAAGUUCAAGGGAUAAGUUUCCACCGGUUGGCGAUUGCACGAAAAUCAUACCAAAUGCUGAUAACGAAAUGAAACCUUCAACAUAUGAAGUUAAGGAUAGGGAAGUGUUGGACACACCAAAGGUUGUCACGGCAGAGAAUCUUUCGGACUCAACGUCGGAAACUACGCUUAUACCAACGCAGAAACCAGAACCCCCCCAGGUGCAUGUGGGUGUCUCAGGCUCAGGAACUUUGGAUGAUAACGUAACUUCCGCUGCAAGAUCCAGCAAAGAAAGCAGGGACGACACUGAGAGUUCAGAAAACUCUUCAAACAAAUCCACUGCUGCGACGAAAGCACCAGAAGGGACCAAGGAUGAUAGUCACGAGAAAAAUCAAGAUGCAACAGGAAUAGAAAAAGGUGGUGUGGAUAAGUCAGUAAUUCAGAAGGAAAAUCAUAGAUUGAAUCAAUCGCACAAUAUACAUGAAGGGGAAUCCAUUGGAUUGGAGACUCGACAAUCUGCCAGUAAGAAUCAAUCAGAGAGCAUGUCAAGGCGGAGCGACAGCAAUGUGGUGGAGUCCAACAAGCAUGCAUCAGAUCGGCAGGAUUCUUACGAAGGAUCUCAACGACCAGCCAAGAACUCAUCAUUGAAUCGCAAUAUGAAACGACGCUCGAACGAUGAGCGAGGGUCUGAUCCCAUGUUUUGCAUUGCAGAACUUGACGACAAAGAGCUCUCUCCGAUCAAAAACCCGGCAAGGAAUUCGAACGGUUCACAGACCCAUAGUAAUAACAGCUCAGACAAAUCAUCUCGCAAGAGUGAGGCUUCUUCGAAGAAAGGAAGGAAGGAGAAGCAAGAGAAUUCUAGUCAUGAGUCUGGGACUGUGAUUCCAUGGCCAGCAGUGGGAGAAGAGAUAGAGAUCCGCUCUGACACUAACGGACGAGCAUGGUGGGAUGCAGAGAUCUUGGCGAAGCGAACGAGGGACAACGGCAAAGUAGAAAUGCUGGUGAGAUUCAUCGGGUUCGAAGAGAUGGACGAAUGGGUUGUGCAGGGCAGCGCAGACAUGCGGCCGAGAUCGAAAGCGUUCUCAAACCAGGAGGAGUGCCAGCUAGAACGCAAAGUUGUGGCCUUGACCUCGUUCGGUCAGUGGUUUGACGGGACGAUUGAGGCGAUCAAGAGGAAGAGGAGCACCAACAAGAUGAUGUUCCAAGUGCGUUACGAUGAGCCUGAGGCUUGUCUUGAUAACAAUGGCAAGCCCGUCCACGUGGAGUGGCGGAGAAUGAGCAGCCUGCGGGAGCGAGGUGAUGAGGGCAAGUCCCCUGCGACAGACGCUCACAAGAAGCCAGCCGCAGACCCUCCGAGCAUGAGCAGCGUCAAGCCUUCCAGAGGCAAGUGA
Guillardia theta CCMP2712 is the source of this 2832-nucleotide messenger RNA. RefSeq lists its product as hypothetical. NCBI's taxonomy places the organism in Eukaryota, Cryptophyceae, Pyrenomonadales, Geminigeraceae. The coding region runs from base 1 to 2832 and encodes 943 amino acids. Gene Ontology annotation, molecular function: zinc ion binding. The transcript has 9 exons. The record is from RefSeq and is a predicted model, not a curated record.